UUCGCAUUUAUCUUCAAACACGCGGCUUUAACGCCCUCUCCAUUCUUUCACGGGCAUGGCUCCUAAUCGAAACAGUAUUCGCACUAGUCUUCGAAACAGCAUCGCAAUUGACCUUUCGUCGGUGGGCCAUGGUGACAAUGCGCUACUCGACGGGGGAAAAGUAGGAGGGGAUGAGGAACCCGCACUCAUUGUUUCGACUGGCAGGCCCAAUCGUAACAGUGUACACACCAUCGACUUGGCUGCAAUGUCGGAGAUGGUGCACGGCGUGAAGGGUUCUGACCAUGGCGGAUUAAAGUCAUUACCUAUCGAAGAGGAGCAG
Serpula lacrymans var. lacrymans S7.9 is the source of this 319-nucleotide messenger RNA. RefSeq lists its product as uncharacterized. NCBI's taxonomy places the organism in Eukaryota, Fungi, Basidiomycota, Agaricomycetes, Boletales, Serpulaceae. The annotation marks the transcript as partial. The record is from RefSeq and is a predicted model, not a curated record. The transcript has a single exon.